UUGGUUGUCUUUGUUAUGCACAUUCUCAUGGCCCAAAUAGAGACAAAUUUGCUUCACGAGGAAUAAAGAGUGUUUUUUGGGAUAUGCCUAUUCUCAAAAGGGAUGGAGAUUGUACGAUCUUGAAGGACAACGUUACUUUUUUUUUGGAUGAAUUGUAAAUUUGUAUUAACACCCAAAGAAAAACUAUACAUCAAAAAGUUCUAGAUCUCCUAAAAACCCCCCACCCCUACCUAGUGUAGGGGUUAGGAGAGGUUUUUUUCUGAUCUAAUUCAGAGUAGAAAUCAAAAGGGGCCUAAGUAUAUAAUACUAAAUGCCCUAAACCUUACAAAAAUAAACCAGUGCUGCAAGCAUGCACGCACAUAGAUCAAGCAGAGUCAAAAAAUCAGGCUAUAGUUAAAGGAGGUUGUAACACAUUCUCCCUUAACCCAAAAAUCAAAAACAGAAUGCGUGAUGCAAGUUGCAUCCACGUUACUCCACAAAACAUCAUAUGCCGCGUCUUCAAUAGUUGUAGUCCAGCACCCAUCAUCAAAAUUUGAUCAUCUCACACGGGUAUAUAUUGAAAAGUAUCUUAUAUACCACGUGUUUAAUCUUUGCAACAAUUUCGUCUUCACUCUUGCUUGCAUCAUCAAAUCGGCUAGCGUUCCUAGCAUGCCAAAUGUGGUAGAUUGUAGCGCAAAAGGCUGCCCGAACUGCUUUCCCCUUCAACUUUGACCCCUUAUGCUCCUUCAAGAUCCACUUGACCGAGCUAGACAUCGUAGUCAUUUGAUGCGUCAUCCCUAGCCAAUUCUUGAUUCGCUCCCAUACCCUACAAGUGAAAGGGCAAGCAAAGAAAAGGUGUGGCAUUGUCUCCAAGCCACCCUUGCAAAGAUCACAUCUAUUCACUAUAUGCAAAUAUUCAAGAUUAUCCUGAGUAGGUAACCUAUUCCGGAAAGCAAGCCAUACAUUAAAAGAAAACUUGGGAGGGAUAUAAGAUUUCCAAAUAAAGCUCAUCCAUACCCUAACCGUCCCUUUUGUUCUCAACAAUUCAUAAAUUUUGCUAGAAAUCAACUUACCAUUGACGGAUCUAGAGGCUAAACCCAUUAUGGUAUCAUUUUGGUUAUUAAAAUGUCCUUUAAUUUUGUCCCUUAUUGAGGCCAAACUCUUCAUGAAAGUCGAAUCCCGGCUAUGUGGGACAAAGUCCCACACGCUUUUACCAUUGAGGUAAACGCCAUUGACUCAUUUCACCCAAAGGGUGUCCUUUUUAAGGUGGACAUCCCAAAGCGUUCGGGACAGAAGGGCUUGAUUCCACACCUUGGCAUUUCGUAUGCCAAGCCCCCCUUCCUCCUUAGGAAGGCAUAUAUCAUCCCAUGCCACUUUGGCAUAUUUCCCUCCCCAAAUAAAAACUCUACAAAUUGAAACGAUACGAUCCAGGAUAGUCCGCGGCACGGGGAAGACUUGUAGCCAAAAAGAUUGGACCCCCUGGAUCACCGAUCUAAUUAACUCAAUCUUCCCGGCAUAUGUAAUGGAUUUCCUAUUCCAAGCGUUUAAAAAUUCUAAAAUCGUGUCAAGUAGCGGGGCAUAUUGUGCCACCGAGACCUUGAGUGGGGCAAGGGGAAUUCUAAGGUACUUGAUCGGGAAUUCACCCUGCCCGACCGGGAAUUCACCCUGCCCGAAAUCAAUAAUAUCCAAAAUGUUUUGCAAUUCACUCUCGUAGACACCCCAACAAAAAUGUUCGACUUGUUAUAAUUCACCCCUAGGCCCGAUGCGUCCCCAAAAUCUUGUAGGGCUUUGACAAGAACUGUAAUGGAAGCCUUAGCGCCACUAGAGAAUAACAUUAGGUCAUCCGCAUAGGCCAAGUGUGAAAUAUUAAGAGAAGCACAUUUCGGGUGAAAAUUAAAAUUCUUUUCCUUGGUUUUCAAAUUAAGAAGUCGAGAAAAGUAUUCGAGACAAAGCACAAACAAGAGAGGAGACAUAGGGUCUCCUUGUCGUAUGCCCCUUUUCCCUUCAAAAAACACAUAUAACGACCCAUUUAAAGAAACUGAAAACGAGGCCAAUGUCACACACUCCAUAGUCCAUUCAAUGAAUGUCGAAGGGAAGCCCAAGCCCUUGAGAACCGCUUCAAGAAACUCCCACGAGAUAGUAUCAUAGGCCUUUCGCAAAUCCACCUUAAUCAUAUAUCUCGGUGAGAUUCGCUUCCUCGAAUAUCCUCUAACAAGUUCCUGGGCCAGAAAAAUGUUAUCAAUCAUGAGGCGGCCAUCCACAAAGGCACCUUGAGCAUGAUCAAUUAAUCCCGGAAGACACGGAAUCAAUCUAGUCGCAAGUAUCUUAGUGAUGAUCUUAUAUAUCACAUUUGUACACGAUAUGGGUCUAUAGUCGGAUACCUUUGGAGAAUGAUUCGUUUUAGGGAUAAGGGCUAUAAUAGUAUGGUUAAUCUGUUUUAGCAACUUCCCUGAACGAAAGAACUCCUUAACGUCCAGGACUAUGUCAUUCCCAAUCACAUCCCAAUUAGCCUUAAAGAAAGCCGAUGAACAGCCAUCAGGCCCCGGAGCCUUAUCAUUGCCAAUGUCAAAUAGGGCAUUUUUAAUGUCCAAAGAGGUAAUCGGGGAAAUGAGGCUCUCAUGGGCACUUGGCUCAAUUUUUGGACCCGAGGGUAAAACCGAAGGGUCCAGGGCAUUGCAUUCACUAUGUGUUCCAAAUAAAUCAACAAAGAAGUUAACAAAUUCAUUUCCAACUUGAUCUAGAGAGGUAGUUAGCGUACUGACAUCCAAAGUAAGUGAAGAUAUAGUGUUUCUUGCCAAAUUCCUAUUAACGAUUGCAUGGAAAUACUACGUGCACUUGUCCGCUUCGAGAAUAUGUGUUGCCUUAGCCCUUUGUUGAAAAAAGGUUGCUUUGGCUUCACCAAGAAAAACAGCCCUCUUAGAAGCUUCGGACAAUUGGCCCUUAAGUUCUAGAUCCCCGGGAUCUUGAAGCGCCAACUUAUGCAAUCGCUUAAAUUCAUCCUUUUCCAUCCUUGCUCUAUUAGAUAUGUGGCCAAACUCCAUGACAUUCAAAGACUUCAGAGGUCUUUUGAGUCCCCUUAGCCUUUUUACCAAGGAGAAUUGAGUCGUUCCAACAUAAUUCUGGCUCCAAUGUGUGGCUAAAAUGUUAGCAAAAUGCGGAUGUUUUCACCACAUAUUAAAAAAUUUGAACGGCUUGGGUCUAGAAGAGGAGUUUAGGAGUAUUGACACAACGGAGGCCGUAUGGUCAAACUCUACCUCCAUUUCGUGGAAUGGACCCUACACCCAAUACCGUUAAGUCCCCAUCCAUCAUUAAUUAAUACUCUGUCGAGUUUAGCCCAAAGUGCACCUUUAUUCAAGGUUGUAAGGAAUAUUUGUAAUUAGAUUUUGAUGAUGCUAGAUUAAUUAGGACUUUAGAGUACCCCUCUUCAGAUUUAAUGUAUUAGAUUUUCCUUUGUAAAAUUCCUUAGCAUAAUCGACUGAGCAGAAGACCUACAGAACAGAAGACCUUCUAAAGCAGAAGGGCUCCAAGGGCAGAAGACCCUUGAUAAGGCAUUAGUUGAACAGAGGACCUUUGGUUCUCUGCUUCAGAACAGAAAACCUCAGGGUCUCUGUUAACCUUUACUCUGACAGAAACCCUCCUGGUUCUCUGUUGGAUAUCCUCUCAACAGAAGUGCUCCAGACCUUCUCUGAUCAACUCUCUGUUAAAGACACCAGAAGGCCUGACACUUAGAAGAAUUCCACAAAUCCGGGAAAUCAACGGGAAGAUUCCUUCAACGGCUAGGAGACUUGAACGGAAAUGCUACACUGCACGCAUUAAAUGCACAUUUAAUGCUCCCCAUGCUCCGUAGAGUAAUUGCAGAUGAUUGGCCGCAAUGUCAGAAUUACUUUAUCCCAAAAUAGUAACCCGCCAACUUUACCGGGUCCUACUGGUCAAGUCAACUGCUCGCUCAUUUAAUGCAGUUGUCCUCCUUCUCCUCCAACGGGAAGACAACCUCAGUAUAAAAGAUACACUACGAAGAACAACUGGAUAACUUUGCAACUUCGCUAACCUUUGCUACAACUCUGCAUACAAGAAAUUCAAACGCUACAAAGCAAAAAGCCUCCUUGAAAUUAACACUUCAUCAUCCUCUACAAGAGAAGGCAAAAGUUGGAAAAAUCCUUAUUUCCAACUCAAGCAAAGUUCCAAGUGUUCUUCAACUCUUCAAGCUCAUCACAUACAAACUCUUUGUAACGAAGCAAGUUGGAGGAACCCCUGUUCUAAAUAGAACCUCUUCUUUCACAAGAAGGACGUCCAAGUACCUAGAGUUGUGAAGUGGUGAUACUUCUGGGAAAGCUCAGUGAAAGGACCAGUCUUAGGGAAGCCGGAAGUGCAUCCAAGAAGACAUCUACACUUGAAGAAGACGUGGAGAGCUUCUUAAGUGAUAGGGCUAAGGCAUUGUAAACGGAAGUUUUUACAGCUUAGUGGAACAGUGGACUAGAGGAACAAGUUGUUCCUUGAACCACUAUAAAAAGCCCUGGUGUCAUUUACUUACUGCUUUUCAUUCAUAGUUUUUAUUUGAACCGUUUGACUCCAAAGACUUGGUAUCUGUGUUCAACAGAACUGGUCUUGUGAGUUAACAGAAGGCCUACUGCCUUUGCUUCUCUGAGGCUAUUAACAUAACUCCCUACCAGAACCCCAUCCGCUGCCAGUCUGUUCUGCCAACAGAACAGGCUAUUCUGUUAAAUCUGGUACUUAGCUUGAAAAAGUUAAAAACACCAAUACAGUCUAUUCACCCCCCCUCUAGACUGUAUCCAGUACAACCGGGACCAACAAGUGGUAUCAGAGCCUCCUUGUUCUAAUAAUCUCUUAGGUUAUUUCCUGAACAAAGAUCCACUUGUUUUUCUGUUUUACCUCAUUUUUAUAUUAUAUAAUGGAUCACUCCUUGUCCAAGAAUCUUAUGUUUUCUGAUUUUAAGUUUGAUGAUUGGAGGAUCCGGAUGAAGGCACAUCUUUGUGCUCUUCAUGAUGAGAUGUGGGAAGUACUUGACAUAGGACCCUUCACAAGCUUCCAGAAGGUCAACCCAGAACAUGCUAUUGACAACACUAGACCUCAGAUAAUCAAUAAGGCCAAAUCUGAGUGGACAAAUGAAGAGAGAAGGAAGUACAAUCUGGACAACAUUGCUAAGGACAUCCUUUACAAGUCCAUUGAUGAUAGGUACUUCAACAGAAUAAAGAAGUGCAAAACUGCAAAGGAAAUCUGGGAUACUCUUGAGCUCAUUGGAGCUGGUGAUGAGCAAGAGAAGGACAACAAGCUGACAAUAGCCAACAAGAAGUUUGAUGACUUCAAACUUCUCCCUGGUGAAAGCAUCUCCAAGAUGUAUGACAGGCUCCUCACUCUCACUGGAGAGAUCUCUAAGCUUGGCAAGGAACUCACCACCAAAGAGAUCAACCUGAAGGUGUUGAGGGGACUGCCCUCGGCAUGGAAGAUGAAGGUGGUUGUUGUCCAAGCCAGCAAGGAUGUGAAGACUUAUCCCACUGAUAAGCUCAUUUCAGAUCUCAAGGCUCAUGAGUUUGAAAUGAUUGAAGAAAAGGAAGAUGUACCAGAAGAGAGGACCACUACUGCCCCCACUGCCAGCACAUCAAAGGUAAAUGAUUUUGACCCUUCAGUACUUUUAUCUGACGAAUAUAUGGCUGCUUUUGCUAGGAGAUUCAAGAAGUUCAUGAAGAAUCCCAAAGAUGGAAGAAGUCCAUCAUUCAACAAAAAGCCAUUCCAGAAGGUCAAAGCAACAGAGAGCAGUGGUGAGCUUCUCUGUUACAACUGCAGACAACCUGGACACUUCAAAGCAGAAUUUCCACAUCCAAGAGUGUCCAAGAAACAAGGGCAUGAUGGAGAAAAGAAGAAGUAUGAAGACAACUCCAGAAGGAGAAAGGCACUUGUGACAAAACAACUUGAGAAAGACCCUCUGUCAGAGACAGAAUCCAGUUCUGACUCAGAUUCUGAUGAGGCCUUCUGUUGCCUUGAUACUGAGACAGAAGACCUAUGCCUCAUGGCUCAUUCUGAUGAUGAGGUAACCUCUACUUCUGAAUCUAGUUUUUCUUCGGUAGGCUUAGCUUUUGAUUCUGAUUAAAUGUCAGAAUUUUGGGAAGAGUUUAAGGCCAUACAAGCCACUUAUUCCUCUGUAACAGAAGAAAACAGUAAGUUGAAAGCUGAAAUUCUUGACUUAAAGAAGGAGGUUGAGAUCAAAAUCAAUCUUCUAAUUAAGGAAAGAGAUCAGCUAGAAACUGAAAAUGUUUCUCUUCUCAAGAGAAUAAGAGAAAUAGAGCCUCUCGAGAUUAAGUACAAAGCUUACCAGAAGGCCCAGUCUUCCAUGGAAAAGAUUGUACUUGAUCAACAAAUUGGCACUGGCUUUGGUCUUGGUUAUGGCUCAACAGAAUCAGAUGAGCCUUCUGUAAUGCCUAGCACCAGUGUUGCUAAGGCAGAUAAGGUCAUAGUGCCACUGAUUUCUAGCCCCAUUUGUCAAGCUGGUGUAUCUGGCACCAAGGUUGUUCGUGAGGAAGUCAGACCAGAAAAGGGAAAGAUAAAGGUUCAACAUAAACCCUUUUUGAAAAAUAAUGAACCUGGCAGAAAACCUAACAACAGAAAAGGUUUUCAAGAUAACAAAAAUAAGAGACCAUUCAUUGACAGACAACCUCAUGACAAUCGUGCCAGAAAUGAUCACCAGAAGGGCAAAUAUCAAGAGAGGGUUAACCUUAGGCAGAAGAGGUUGGCUGGUCAACUUCAGAAGCCCAAACUAACCGUCCCUCUGCUCUUGAUAGUGUAUGGGACUUCUUUCCAACAAAGAAAGCUAUGCAAAAGUAUGUAAACAGGAAGCAUGACCCUCACAAGCAUCUGCCCAAAGUGAAUCACACUUCAGUUAAUAUAACUACCAGGUGGACAAUGGGUACCACCCACCAAGGUUUCACCUGAUGAGACCAAAAUGGUACCAACUACCCAGACUCCAUGACCACCCAGGUUCCAGCAUUGCUUGGGUACCUAAAUCUUACUUUUGAUCUUGCAGGAACUAUGUGCUGGAGCUAUCUCAGAGCAAGAAUGGUUUAUUGAUAGUGGAUGCUCCAGGCACAUGACAAGUGACCGAAGUUGCCUAACCGAGUUCCAGAAAUGCAAAGGACCUAGAGUUACCUUUGGAGGUAAUGACAAAGAAGGUCAAACAAAAGGAAGAGGAAAGCUGAUCAAGAACCAAAUAGUCAUUGAUGAUGUCUCAUAUGUCAAAGGACUGAAGUUCAACUUGCUAAGUGCUAGACAAUUCUGUGACAAAGGCUACACUGUUGAAUUCACAAAGGACUUCUGUUAUGUAAAGCAUGAGACAGCAAAGUAAGUGGUUCUUACAGCAUCAAGGAAGAAGAACAUCUAUGUGGUUGAUUGGAACACAGCAAAGGAUGGAGUGUGCCUGAUAGUCAAGGGAGAUUCAAAACUAAGCUGGGACUGGCACAAGAAGCUUAGCCAUUUGAACUUCAAAACAAUCAACAAAUUGGCAAGAGAACACAUUGUUGAUGGACUGCCAGACAUAGUCUACAAGAAAGAGACCCUCUGCAGUGCAUGCCAGAAGGGAAAGAAACAGAAGAACUCUUUCAAACCUAUUACUGGAGAUCUUUCUACAAGUCCUCUAAAUAUGAUCCACAUGGAUUUAUUUGGACCUGUUGAAACUCCAAGCGUUGGUGGCAAGAAAUAUACCCUAGUCAUGGUUGAUGACUAUUCCAGAUAUACAUGGACUAUCUUUCUGUCAAAGAAAAAUGAAACUCUUCAGAAGUUGUCAUCUCUGUUAAAGCAACUUCAGACUGAGAAGAACUUGAAGGUUAAGACAAUCAGGUCUGACAGAGGAACUGAAUUUGUCAACCAAGUCAUAAAGGACUUCUGUGAUCAAAAUGGAACCUUUCAUCAACUCUCUGCCGCCAGAACCCCUCAACAGAAUGGCGUAGCAGAAAGGACUCAAGGAGAAACAGGACUUUAAAAGAAGCUGCAAGAACAAUGAUUGCAGUAUCUGGUCUACCUAUGAGAUAUUGGGCUGAAGCAAUCAACACUGCAUGCUACACUCAGAACAGAAGCAUGAUCAACAAGAAUCACCAGAAGACCCCGUAUGAACUCUGGAAAGGAAGAAACCCAAACAUCAGCUACUUUCAUGUGUUUGGAUGCAAGUGCUACAUUCUUAACAAUGGAAAAGAGCAUCUGAAAGUCUUCCAAGAAAAGGCUGAUGAAGGUAUCUUUAUAGGCUAUUCAAACACCAGUAAAGCCUAUAAAGUACUCAACAGAAUGACCCUACAUGUUGAACAAUCUAUACAUGUGAAGUUUGAUGAAAGCAUCUCUGUUAAAGAGGUAACAGAGAUCCUCAAGGAAGUCAGCAUAGAAAACAGAACACCAGAACCAACAGAAGAGGUAGCAGAUAACCUUGCAUUUCCAACACCUGCACCAAACCCCCUUUUGUUGAAUGAAGAUGGAGACUCAGAAGAUGAAGAACAAGAAAGACCCAGACAGCAACUGACAGAACCUGAUCUGACAUGGUUAAGAGACCAUCCCCCUAAUCAAGUAAUUGGACAUAUCAGAAGUGGUGUGCAGACCAGAUCAGCUUCAACAAGGAGAGAAGCAAUGCUUGUCUGCUAUAUAUCUCAGAUGGAACCCAUGACUGUGGAAGAAGCUCUUGCAGACUCAGAUUGGAUCAAUGCAAUGCAAGAAGAGCUGACUCAAUUUGAAAGGAACAAAGUAUGGGAACUUGUUCCUAGGCCAAAGCACCAGAAUGUCAUUGGAACCAAAUGGGUGUUCAAAAACAAAGCUGAUGAAGAUGGAAACAUUGUAAGGAAUAAAGCAAGGCCGGUAGCUAAAGGUUAUUGCCAAGAAGAGGGAAUAGAUUUUGAUGAGACCUUUGCACCAGUUGCCAGACUUGAAGCCAUCAGAAUCUUUCUAGCUUAUGCUGCAUACAACAACAUCAAGGUCUACCAGAUGGAUGUCAAGAGUGCAUUUCUGAAUGGAGAUCUUGAAGAAGAAGUUUAUGUGGAACAACCACCAGGUUUUGUCAUUCCUACUCACUCCUCCUGUGUCUACAAGCUUAAAAAGGCCCUUUAUGGUCUUAAGCAAGCUCCCAGAGCAUGGUAUGACACAUUGUCCCUUUUCCUAGUGAACCAUGGGUUUACUAAAGGAAAGGUUGACAAAACUCUAUUUCAAAUCUCUGUUGCUAAUCAUAUUCUGUUAGUACAAAUAUAUGUUGAUGAUAUUAUAUUUGGUAGUACUAAUCCAGAAUUGUGCAAGAAAUUUUCACAAGUGACGCAGAGUCAAUUUGAAAUGAGUAUGAUGGGAGAACUCAGCUACUUCCUAGGACUUCAAGUCAAACAAGUUCCAGAAGGAAUCUUUAUCAAUCAAGGGAAGUAUACCACAGACCUGAUCAAGAAAUUUGGAGUGGAAGGCAAAUCCUCAGUGAAGAUUCCCAUGAACACCUCUCAAGGAAUUGGUCCGGAUGAUGAAGGAAAGGAUGUCGAUGCAACAACAUACAGAGGAAUCAUAGGAUCUCUGCUGUAUCUGACUGCAAGUAGACCAGACAUCUCUUUCUUUGUUGGAAUCUGUGCCAGAUACCAAUCAAAGCCCAAGGAGAGCCACCUUAGUGCUGCAAAGAGAAUCAUCAGAUAUAUCAAAGGAAAUCCAAAUGCAGGCCUAUGGUAUCCUAAGGGAGGUAACUUUGAACUAAUUGGUUACUCUGACUCAGAUUUUGCAGGUUGCAGAUUAGACAGGAAGAGCACCUCUGGUCACUGCCAAAUGCUAGGAGGAAGGCUUGUUUCCUGGUUUAGCAAGAAGCAGAACUCAAUCUCAACAAGUACAGCAGAAGCUGAGUACAUUGCAGCUGGGAGUUGUUGUGCUCAGUUACUCUGGAUGAAGCAACAGUUGAAGGAUUAUGGCAUUCAAGCAAAGGAGAUCAAACUGCUGUGUGACAACACCAGUGCCAUUGCCAUCACUCAGAAUCCAGUUCUUCACUCCAGGACAAAGCACAUUGAGAUCAGACAUCACUUCAUCAGAGAUCAUGUUGAAAAGAAGCACAUUUGCAUGGAACAUGUGCCAACAGAAGACCAGCUUGCAGACAUUCUGACAAAGCCUCUUCCUGAGGCUAGAUUCAACAAACUGAGAGAGGAAUUGGGGAUGAUGGAUGAAAUCCCAAGAGAAAGUUGAAAAGGAAGGCCCUCUGUUGCUAAAUCUCUGUUAACAGAAUACCUGUUGCAGAACCCCUUCUGUUAACCCCCUUCUGUUCUCUACCCUGGCAGAACACCUCAGCAACAGAAACCCUCUCUUCCUUCCUAUAGAAAACCUCCUCUUAUAUCUAACAGAAGGUUGUGGACUUAGAAAAUUCUGAAAACCGGGUGAGCUAGCAAAUUAUUAAAGGUCUUUUACCCUUUUACCCUUAAAACGGUAUACAGCCGCAUAAUAUUUACUGCGCCCCUUUUUACAUUUAUUGGUACCUCGGAACCGUAAAUUAUCUCAAACGUCCACUAACCCGUACCCAUAUAUUCCCCUCUUUUCAACCUAAAUCUCUACUGCUUCCAUUACUCUCAAGCUUUUGAACUUUCAUCUCUCCAAAACUCUCAAUCGCCAAAAACGACCAUGGCUUUCUUGAGCUUCACUAAUCUUACCAAGGAACAAAAAGCAACCCUGCUCAAGAAUGUUUUGACAGGAAUGAAAUGCGAACUGGAUGUUCUACCCAGAUUCGCUGAGAAAAAGGAGAGGAUGACCACCAUUAUUGACGGACUGACCGAGUGUCAACUGAGCAAGGUCAUCACCCAUGCUUAUGAAGUUUACAGCAACAUCGACACUGUUGAGUUCUAUCUCAACGCAUCCUUCAAGAAUGAAACCAUCACCUCCAGUGUCCAAGGAGAAGAAAUUUUGGUUGAUGCUGACGUCAUCAACAAGGUCUUUGAUAUUCAACUAGAGGAAGGCAGGGCCUCUCUAUUUGAUUUGGAGGAAGCUGACGUCACUGUACCUGAAUUCUAGAGCAAUUUUUGCAGAAAAGGAGAAGAAGUGGAGAAGGUGAAUAUCAAAAAGAAUUUGCUCAAGAAGGACUUUGAGCUGCUCAUCAACAUAUUUCACAAAUGUGUGUGGUGCAAAUUCACCUCUACUGAUGAUGUCACUACUGCAAAUGCUAAGGCUCUGUAUGCAGUACAUCAUGGGGUGAAUGUCAACUGGGGUCAGGUAAUGGUUCGAUCCCUGAUUGAAUUUAUCAAGAAGAAGAACCCCAAGACAGGCCUUUAUUCUGGGAAGUUAGGGCAUGGACUGCUCAUCUCAGCACUGCUCCUCAAUCAAGGUGCAACCUUGAGGAAGGCCACACCCCUGGAUCACACCAAGGUAAUCUUCCUGUCUGCCUCUCCAAAGAGGGAAAAAGCUAUAAAGGCAGAGCUGAAGAGACAGAUUCAGCUUGAUAUUAAAAGACAAAAAGGAGAGAAGGUGCAGAAACCCCUCUCUGAAGCCCCUUCUGUUGAAAAGAAGAAGAAGAAGGCCAAGAAGGCAGAACUGGUUGCACCUCCAACCAUGAAGGCUGGACAGAAGAGGAAGAGGAUCUCAAAAACCAAAAAGAAGGUUGCUAAACCUUUGGUCACAAUGUCUGAGGAAGUGACAGACAUUUAGGGGGAACCAGAGAUCCCCACCUCUGUUGCCUCUCCUGAACAGAAUAGGGUGACAACAGAGCACCCCAGUAGUGACAAAGAAGGGUAUCUGUCCUUGCUGGAUAGACAGUUUGUCCGGGUUCUUGAAUGGAGAAGAUGGAGAAUGGGACCCCUUCACAAAAUCAUCCAAUACUUUGAUCACUAUGAGCCUGAAGAAGAGGCCAUCCUGAAGUGGGUAGGCACUGAUGAUGUCUCCAAAUGCUUUGCCCUCAAUUUCCUUCAUUCUGUUCUUGAAAAGAAGAAGGCAGGCUACAAGGGAAAGGCUGUCCUCAUAUCCUCACCCUCAGAAGAGACAGUCAAACCUCUGGAAGAAGGAGAAAUAGAAGCUUUUGAAGAAUGGCUCUUUGCCAAAAUGGCAACAGAAUCUGUUCAACCUAACUUCAACCCAGGAGAGCCCUCUGUACCUAAGACAGAAGGGCAAGCUAUGAUGGAACGCAUCAAGGAGUGGAGGACUUCUUUGCUUGAAGACAAUAUAAUUGAGGUGAUUUCUCCAACCCCUUAUGUUCAUAUCUCAACAGAACCCCAUAUCCCCUCACCCCUUAUUAUCACAGAAACUCCUUCAACACAAACCCCUCCACCAGAAAACCCUCAACCUCAUUCCCCUGAACAGAAAACCCCCACCUCUUCUCACUCAUCCAAAAAGAAAAACAAAUCACCUUGCAGAGAAAUUAUUCCCUUCAGAAACCGCUCCCCUUCACCACCACCAUCUCCUCUUCAACUGAAUGCCUCCCCUCAACAAAACACCCCUUCUCCCCAACCUACAUCACAGCACCAGAACUCAAUCCCGCAACAGCAAUCCACCUCCACUCAAACUCAUCCUCACCCUCACCCGCAGCAAAUUCUCCCAGAACAUCUCUACACUCUGCUGCAUCUACACCCAAAAGACAGCCUCUUCACCGCAUUUUAUCCUCAGAGAGUGACAAUGGCUUUCUGACAUCUUCACUUGCUGGAGAUCUCACUUCAAAGCGCCAACCUACUCCUCCCAGAGGACCUUCGCCCAAGAAACCCUCUCUGUAGCAGACCAGAAGGCCUCCCAUGCACAAAUCUAGAGGACUAGGAAUGCCAGAGCCUGAACAAUCUAUACCUCAGAUUCCCUUGAACAAGUUUGUUGAAACAGCAGAGGAAUUUGGUGGCCAAGUCCUCCAAGGCAUGGACAAGCUCAUCCAGAUCAAUGACAAGCACUUUGAGCACCUUGCUCAUGUAAAUGAUAAUCUCAAUUCUGGGAUGCAGUUCAUAUCAGAUCGCUUUGAAAAUCUCACAGAAACACUCCACAAUUUCAUGGCCUCCUCCUCUGCCAGAACAGAUGCACUGUCAACAGAAGUGGUAGGUAUCCACAAGACCCUCUCUGUCUUUCAACAAACUCUUCUCAGUCAAGGACAGGCAAUCAGCACAAUCUCAGAGAAUCUUGAGGCUUUGCAAAAAUCUGAUGCCAGAACUAAGAGGCAACUGAUCUCCAUCGAGGAAAUGUGCAGAGCUCACCAAGAUCAAGCUCAACAUCUUCUCUCUGCUGACAGAGACAGAUACCAGAAGAUGGUACUGCUUGAAGCCAACAACAAGGACAUCUUCUCUGCUAUUCAGAAGCAGCAAGGGCUAAUAGAAGUCCUUACUUCUGUAACUCAGACCCUAGCAGAGGCCCUUGAGCAGAUAGCCUCCUCUCAGGCCUCAGAGUUUCAGAAGAUCAGCAUGAUGCUAGAGGACUUACAUGAUGCCAAAAAGGGGGAAGAGGACCCUCAACAAACUAGGCCUCGAUCCAACAGAACUUCUGCUAGAACACCAUCCUCUGCUAAACCUAUAGUAGAUCCUGCUCCUUACUUUGAAGCUGCCUUACAGAAGAAGAGAGCAGCAGGUAUACCUAGACCCCCAUCUCCAGCAAAGAAAGACACUAAGAAGAAGAAAAUCCUCAGCUUUACUGAAUGGAGAUUUGGUGGAUCCCAGAGAAUUGACAGAGCUCAAUUUGAAGAAAUGAAGGUAAAAAUGACUCUCACCCAACAACAGAAUCUCUUUCUGGAUAAAGAUGGUGUUGUACGAGUCAGAUAUGGGGGAUCCUUAGAAGAAGCUGAAGAAUGGUACAAGAAGAAUAUUGUCCCUGGCAAGACAGUACAUGAAGGUGUUCUCAGCUAUCUGGAUUGCAAGCUCUCUCCCAUAUGGGCAUCUUAUCAAAGCUCUGGCAAUCUAUCUAAGAUCAGAGCAGAAAUUAAUGAAGAGCUGCUAAGGCUUCAAAGAUUGGAAGAAGAAGCUCUGCAAGCAGCUAAUAUGGAGAAUGUGUAAGAAAUAUCUCUGAAAAACAUAUCUAAUAAAAUCACAUCUCUUCCUUUUCACUUUGUAAGGCUUUUCGUCAUUUCCUGUCUCUUUGCUUUCUGUCUGUGUUUGCUUUUUUAAUUAUUAUCUGCUAUCUGAUUGUACUGCACUCUUACUAUUUUCCUAUGCCAAGUUGCCCACCAAGAUUUUCAUGGAAGUUUUUAAACUUUAAUUCUUUAUGGUGAAGGCCUUUCUCUGGAAAUAGUUAAAGGGUUUUGGCAUCAUCAAAAAGGGGGAAAUUGUAAGGAAUAUUUGUAAUUAGAUUUUGAUGAUGCUAGAUUAAUUAGGACUUUAGAGUACCCCUCUUCAGAUUUAAUGUAUUAGAUUUUCCUUUGUAAAAUUCCUUAGCAUAAUCGACUGAGCAGAAGACCUACAGAACAGAAGACCUUCUAAAGCAGAAGGGCUCCAAGGGCAGAAGACCCUUGAUAAGGCAUUAGUUGAACAGAGGACCUUUGGUUCUCUGCUUCAGAACAGAAAACCUCAGGGUCUCUGUUAACCUUUACUCUGACAGAAACCCUCCUGGUUCUCUGUUGGAUAUCCUCUCAACAGAAGUGCUCCAGACCUUCUCUGAUCAACUCUCUGUUAAAGAAACCAGAAGGCCUGACACUUAGAAGAAUUCCACAAAGCCGGGAAAUCAACUGGAAGAUUCCUUCAACGGCUAGGAGACUUGAACGGAAAUGCUACACUGCACGCAUUAAAUGCACAUUUAAUGCUCCCCAUGCUCCGUAGAGUAAUUGCAGAUGAUUGGCCGCAAUGUCAGAAUUACUUUAUCCCAAAAUAGUAACCCGCCAACUUUACCGGGUCCUACUGGUCAAGUCAACUGCUCGCUCAUUUAAUGCAGUUGUCCUCCUUCUCCUCCAACGGGAAGACAACCUCAGUAUAAAAGAUACACUACGAAGAACAACUGGAUAACUUUGCAACUUCGCUAACCUUUGCUACAACUCUGCAUACAAGAAAUUCAAACGCUACAAAGAAAAAAGCCUCCUUGAGAUUAACACUUCAUCAUCCUCUACAAGAGAAGGCAGAAGUUGGAAAAAUCCUUAUUUCCAACUCAAGCAAAGUUCCAAGUGUUCUUCAACUCUUCAAGCUCAUCACAUACAAACUCUUUGUAACGAAGCAAGUUGGAGGAACCCCUGUUCUAAAUAGAACCUCUUCUUUCACAAGAAGGACGUUUAAGUACCUAGAGUUGUGAAGUGGUGAUACUUCUGGGAAAGCUCAAUGAAAGGACCAGUCUUAGGGAAGCCGGAAGUGCAUCCAAGAAGACAUCUACACUUGAAGAAGACGUGGAGAGCUUCUUAAGUGAUAGGGCUAAGGCAUUGUAAACGGAAGUUUUUAUAGCUUAGUGGAACAGUGGACUAGAGGAACAAGUUGUUCCUUGAACCACUAUAAAAAGCACUGGUGUCAUUUACUUACUGCUUUUCAUUCAUAGUUUUUAUUUGAACUGUUUGACUCCAAAGACUUGGUAUCUGUGUUCAGCAGAACUGGUCUUGUUAGUUAACAGAAGGCCUACUGCCUUUGCUUCUCUGAGGCUAUUAACAGAACUCCCUACCAGAACCCCAUCCGCUGCCAGUCUGUUCUGCCAACAGAACAGGCUAUUCUGUUAAAUCUGCUACUUAGCUUGACAAAGUUAAAAAACCAAUACAGUCUAUUCACCCCCCCCCCCUCUAGACUGUAUCCAGUACAACCGGGACCAACAAAGGUAAAGAACUCCCCGAUGGAGGGUGCAUCCUCAAGGCUAUUCGCAAUUUUAAAGUCAAAUAAAUGCUGCUUUACAUACGCCGUCGAGGGUGGGACCCACCCUUUCAUUAGGCGCAGCAAUGCAAUUAAAGUCACCACAAACCAUCCAUGGUUCGACCAAUUGGUCUCCAAUAAAGGUCAAAUGAUCCCAGAGUGCCUUCCUCUCAAGUACCGUAUAUAAAGGAUAGACAAAUGUAAUAAAAAAGGGGUUUGCGUAAUACGACAAACGCACCUAGCAUGCAAAAAUUGUCUAUCUUUUUCCAAAAAUAUGCAAUUUAUUAGAUUAGGGUUCCACAUGGUAGCCAUGCGUCCCCCACCAAUUAGGUCGAAAUUAUUUUCAAAAGUCCAACCCGGCCACUUAUUUAUAACAUAGUUGUUAAAUGCGGCCAAGGUCAUUUUAGUUUCCAAAAAUCCAACUAAGCAAAUAUUAUUUAGCUUAAUAUAGGAAGCGAUUAAAUUAUGUUUAGAGGUCUUAUUUAAACCCCUAACAUUCCACAUCAUGAGUCGCGACAUCAAGAGAGAUAGAGAUCCGUGGUGGGUCCUCCACCCUAGGAAGCUUUCUUCCUUGCACUCCUUCGCUCCCUCCUCAAAAGCUCCUUAUAAUAGUUGACGUUGUUCUUGCUACAAGGAUCAAAAAAGGAUAAUACGUUAGCAAUAAAAAUAUAAGGGUCAAAAUCAUACCAUGUGGCGUUACGUUUGACCCUCGGAAGCUUUAUGAUGUCUUUAUGCGUGAAGUAGAUCCCCGGAGAGUCCUCACUUGUAACCAGUUUGAGAUCAGGCCCAACUUUUAUCAAUGUAUCUCCAUCCGAGAGCUCAUCAAGAUCUAUGAUAGUAGCAAGCGGUCUUUUCUUUUCAUCCAAGAAGACACCGGUAACAAUGUCUUUGGAGCCCAUUUCAUACACGCUCCUAAUAACAAAGCCCCGUGACAUCCUUUCCAAAGCUUCCUUACCAUCCUUAUCCUUAGUAAUCACCAUAAGAUAAUGUUUUUCUUUUGAAUAUUUAACGGUAGGGCUCGGAUUUGUACCCAAAGAUGGAGUGAGUAGACUCCUUGGAAUAGAAAUCCCAUUAUUAGUCACCAAUGGCCUAGGUUGCGACUCCUUAGCAAAAGACGUUGAAGCAACAUCUUUCACCUCUUGCGGUUUCACCUUGGCUUUUCUUUUGUUUCGGAUAACUUCUUGAAAGGGGGGGUCAACCUCAACGGCUAUGCCCUUCCCCUUAUCAAGCACGGUCUCCUUCCCUUUUUGUUGCACCGCGGCAUUCGCCCCAUUGCCCAUAGGCGUGGCAGCUUUGUUGGAAACCAAAUGCGGGUUGAGAACUUUACAAUCAAAGGGGUGAUGGCCAUACGUCUUACAAUGGUAGCAAUACUCCGGGUACGUCUCAUAUAAAACCCUUUGAACAUAUUCCUUGCCCGAUGGAGGAAUGAUUGGAAAAUUAAGGACCAGGGGUUUGGAUACAUCCACUUCAACGAGUACACGAGCAUAUUUUGUAAACGUCUUUUCUUGGGUGACCUUAUCGCUAGUGAUAGGUACCCCAAUAUGGGAAGCAAUUUUCCCAAUCUCUUUAGCACGCCAUAGCCUCAAGUGUAGAUUUGGGAUUCACCCAAAUAGGAACUCUCAAGAACUCUUCACUCUCAAAGGAGAAAUCAUCGGAUAAUGUCUUAAGGAACAUGGUUUUCCCAUAGAGGACAUAAGGGCCCUCGGUGAGUACCUUAACCCGGUCCUCAUCACUUUUGAAUUUGAAAAUAACCCAACCUUUGCUAUGGGUUUUGAUAUCAACUUGGACACCCCAUUUUUUCGUCAUGCCAAAGAUAGCUUUAAGGUUCGGAAACCUACCGGAGAAGUGCCCAACCAAACAAUAACCCCAUAUUUCAAUAAGGGUUGGUACUUCAAGAUGAGAAAAAUCAAGUUUUUCCCCGGUAGGAGGAAAGUAUUCAAGCUUGAAUCCAUUUGAAGGUGCACGGUUGUCCCUAAAUAACGAGACAUACGUCAUUGGUUCUUCCUCAAAGUCUUCAUUCAAAGAAUCCGUAUCAUGGGACCCAAGGGAAAUAGAGCCCUCCGGUUCACCCUUGCUAUGUGGGCUGUUUUCAUCCGAGGUUUCAAUGGUAGGGGCAUCCCUAUCCACAACAGUCUUACACAUAAGUGAGAGUUUAGGUGAUGCCGCGGCAUUAGUAGAGUUGGAAUCCAACCCCACCAGCUUCUCAGCAAAGGACGCCUGUGAUGCCGCGGCUUUAGGAGAUGCCGCGACGUGAUGUCCCUUAGUGCCCACAGAUGCCGCAGGCUUAGUUGAUACCCCAGCCAUGUUGCCUCCAAUGCCCAUAGAAGCUACAUCAUUUGAAGGCUUUGGAUGCUCCUGUGCCUUAGCAAAAGCCCCAGCAGAGUUGGAAAAGAUAGGAUCCAUAGUAUUGAUACCUCCUUCAUUGGGAUUGUCUUUUUUAGCUUCCCCUCCUCCAUAGCAGUUUUUUUGGCCAGUAGGUCUUUCACUUUAUCUUCAAAUUGCUUGUCCUUGGCCGGUGGGGUCCGCAACUGCUUGUUUUUCCUUGUCAUGGCCGAGGCUCAACUAGGAUUCCACAAACAAAAUUGCACAGAAUAAUCCCAAAAUAAUUUUGAAGAUACCCCUCAGCGUAAGGAACAACCUGAUAUGGUUAGUUUUCAAAAAGAACACACAACAAUGCCUGGAAAAGUCCCUAACUGGUUCUGGGUUCGUAGGAAUUACUGUAGCACCUCCCAGGAAGUUGAGAAAGAUGAACAGUAACUCAUAGACCAAAAAUUAGUCAGAAAAAUCCACAAAAAUCACAAAACGUUCUCCUCAAGUAGGAGAAGCUAAUGGUAUAACAAUAUUUCACAAAAAGCAAGCAGAUAAUUCCCAGAAAAUUCAAAGAGCAUGGGUACCUGCGCACAAGUACUGUAGAAAUUCGAAAGUAUGGGAGGAAUUGAAAAGCUUACUCAAAAUUUAUGAAAAAGGUACCAAAAUCUUCGCCUUGGGCAGAUGAUUCUAUUACUGGCCUCAAAACUGAGUUUGAACGACCAGAUUUGGAGAAAAAACAAGGUCAACGGCCUCCUGUGAGCAGUGCACCGUCACAACGGCUCUCUUCAAUAUCCGGUACGGCGGUGGCGUGGUGGCUGGAGACCAAGCGUGGGAGGUGCGCCAGAGGCUGGCGACCCCCAACCAACCUCCUUCUUCCAUAAACAACCCUCCAGAAGCAAAUCGAAGCCAACUUUCUAAUUUGGGAAUAAACAGUGCCCGAAAAAGAGGGAACUUCCAAGAUCUUCGUAGCUUGCUAGAAAUCCAAGAUUUCCCAAAUCCAAUCGGUAGAUAAGAGAGCCCUAUAGAUUCGAGCAAGGAACAGGAAAGAAAUCAAGGAUUAAUCGAUGGAUUUGGUCGAAAGAGCGAAGAACACGAGCGUGCUAAACAGUUCUGACCCAGGUGUGCGAAAAAGUUUAGAGAGAAGUGGGAGGUUUUCUCAACGCGUGUUACGAGGACAAUGUUACUUUUUUUUGGAUGAAAUGUAAAUAUAUAUUGACACCCAAAGAAAAACUAUACAUCAUGGGUUUUAGAUCUCCUAAACCCCCCCACCCCUACCUAGCGUAGGGGUUAGGAGAGGUUUUUAUUCGAUCUAGUCCAAAAUCAAAAAUCAGGGCCUAAGUAUAUUAUACCCAAUGCCCGAGGCUUAAACAAAAUCAGAAUCAGUGCUGCAAGUGUGCACACACAUAGCUCCACCAAAAAAGAAUCAAGCCUAAGUUAAAGGAGGUUAUGGUGUGCUCCUCUAACUCCAAAAAUCAAAACUAAGACGUCGUGAUGCAAGCUGCAUCCAUACUGCUCCACAUGCCGCAGCUUCAGAAGUCUCCCAUGCCGCGGCUUCAUGCCGCGGCUUCAUGCCGCGGCUUUGAAAAGUCCAAAGUCCUCCUCAAAACUUAAUCAUCUCACAUGGGUAUAGGUUGAAGAGUAUCUUAUAUACCACGUGCUUAAUUUUAGCAACUAGCUCAUCUUCAUUCUUGUUUGAGUCAUCAAAACGGUUAGCGUUCCUAGCGUGCCAAAUGUGAUAUAUAGUAGCACAAAAGGCAGCCCGAACAGCUUUUCCCAUCAACUUUGAUCCCUUGUGGUCCUUCAAGAUCCAUUUGACUGAGCUAGACAUCGUGGUCAUUUGAUGCGCCAACCCAAGCCAAGUCCUAAUGCGCUCCCAAACCCUACAAGUGAAAGGGCAAGCAAAGAAAAGGUGUGGCAUUGACUCCAAGCCACCCUUGCAAAGGUCACAUCUAUUCACAAUAUGCAAAUAUUCAAGGUUAUCCUGGGUAGGUAACCUAUUCCGGAACGCAAGCCAAACAUUAAACGAGAAUUUGGGAGGGAUGUAAGAUUUCCAUAUGAAGCUCAUCCAUACCUUAGCCGUCCCCUUUGUUCUCAAUAAUUCAUAAAUUUUGCUCGAAAUCAGUUUACCGUUGAUAGAUCUAGAGGCUAAACCCAUAACAGUAUCAUUUAAGUUAUGAAAAUGACCUUUGAUUUUAUCCCUUGUUAAAGCCAAACUCUUCAUGAAAGUCGAAUCACGGCUGUGUGGGAUGAAGUCCCACACACUUCUGCCCUUGAGGUAAAUCCCAUUAACCCACUUUACCCAAAGAGUGUCCUUCUUAAGGUGGACAUCCCAUAGCGUUCGGGAGAGGAGGGCCUGAUUCCAAACCUUGGCAUUACGAAUACCAAUGCCCCCUUCCCCUUUGGGAAGGCAGAUAUCAUCCCAUGCCACUUUGGCAUACUUCCCCCCCAUAGGAACACUCUACAAAUGGAAACAAUACGAUCCAAGAUGGUCCGAGGUACGGGAAAGACUUGGAGCCAAAAGGAUUGGACCCCUUGGAUCACAGAUCUAACUAGCUCAAUCUUCCCGGCAUAAGAAAUAGAUUUUGUAUUCCAUGCAUUCAAAAAGUCUAAAAUUGUAUCAAGCAAGGGGGCAUAUUGUGCCACCGAGACUUUAAGAGGGGCAAGGGGAAUCCCUAAGUAUUUAACCGGAAACUCACCCUUCCCAAAAUCAACUAUGUCCAUAAUGUUUUGUAACUCAAAUUCAUUAACCCCACGUAUAAAGAUGUUAGAUUUGUUGUAAUUCACCCUAAGGCCCGAUGCAUCCCCAAAUUCUUGUAGCGCUUUGACAAGAGUUUCAAUUGAGACCUUGUCACCCCUAGAGAAUAGCAUUAGAUCAUGUGCAUAGGCCAAAUGCGCAAUCUUAAGAGGCUCUCAUUUAGGAUGAAAUUUAAAAUUCGGAUUUUUGGUUUUCAAGUUAAGAAGUCGAGAAAAGUAUUCAAGGCAUAGCACAAAUAAGAGGGGAGACAUUGGAUCUCCUUGACGAAUACCCCUUUUUCCCUCAAAAAACCCAUAAAGUGAUCCGUUUAGAGAAACAGAAAACGAUGUCGUGGUAACACAUGCCAUAACCCAACCCACAUAUCUCAAAGGGAGGCCCAGGCCCUUGAGAACCGCCUCAAGGAAAUCCCAAGAAAUAGUAUCAUAGGCCUUACGCAAAUCCACCUUGAUCAUACAUCUUGGUGAAAUUCGCUUUCUCGUGUAUCCUCUAACAAGUUCCUGAGCAAGGAAGAUGUUAUCAAUCAUGAGACGGCCAUCCACAAAAGCGCCUUGGGCAUGAUCAAUUAAUCCCGGAAGACACGGAAUUAAUCUAUCCGCAAGAAUUUUCGUAAUAACUUUGUAUAGGACAUUCGUACACGAGAUGGGUCUAUAGUCCGAAACUUUUGGGGAGUGGUUUGUUUUUGGGAUAAGUGCUAUGACAGUGUGGUUGAUCUGUUUUAGCAACUUUCCCAAACUAAAAAACUCCUUAACCGCUAGGACUAUGUCAUUCCCAACAACAUUCCAAUUCGCCUUAAAGAAGGCAGAUGAAAAUCCAUCCGGACCCGGAGCCUUAUCAUUGCCAAUAUCAAAUAGGGCAUUUUUAAUGUCCAACGAUGUUACCGGGGCAAUGAGGCUCGCAUGAGCACUUGGCUCAAUUGAUGGACCCGAAGGUAAAACCAAGGGGUCCAGGUCCAGGCAGGUGGCAUUAGUUCCAAAUAAAUCAAUAAAAAAGUUUACAAAUUCAUUUCCCACUUGAUCCAAAGAGGUGGUAAGGGUACCAUCCUCCAAGGUAAGUGAUGAGAUAGCAUUCCUUGUCAGGUUCCUCUUGACGAUUGCAUGGAAAUAUUUGGUGCACCUGUCCGCCUCAAGUAUAUGCGUAGCCUUAGCCCUCCGUUGGAAGAAGGAUGUUUUGGCCUCACCUAGGAAAAUAGCAUUCUUUGAAGCCAUGGACAGUUGGGCCUUGAUUUCUUGAUCCCCCGGAUCCAGAAAUGCCAAUUUAUGCAACCGUUUGAACUCUUCCUUUGCCCUCUUUGCCCUACAAGAAAUAUGACUAAAUUCCGUGGCGUUGAGAUUUUUUAGGGGCCGUUUAAGUCCCUUAAGUUUCUUCACCAACCUGAAUUGAGCCGUACCUACAAAGUUCUGACUCCAAUGCGAGGCUAAGAUAUUAGCAAAAUCAGUGUGUUUAAGCCACAUAUUAAAAAAUUUAAACGGUUUGGGUCUAGAAGAGGAGUUUAAGAGUAUUGACACUACGGAUGCCGUAUGGUCAAACUCGACCUCCAUUUCAUGGAAAUGGACCCUACAACCAAUGCUUUUGAUUCCCCACACAUCAUUUAUUAGUACACGGUCCAAUUUUGCCCAAAGUGCGCCUUUGUUCCAAGUGAAGAACUCUCCCGUGGAGGGUGCAUCUUCAAGGCUAUUGGCAACCUUAAAGUCAAAUAAAUGUUGCAUUACAUACGCCGUAGGGGGGGUGGGACCCACCCUUUCAUUGGGCGUUGCAAUGCAAUUAAAAUCGCCACACACCAUCCAUGGUUCGGACACUUGGUCCCCAACCAAAGUCAAAUGGUCCCAAAGGGCCUUCCUUUCUAGGACCGUGUAUAGUGGAUAGACAAACGACACAAAGAAAGGGGUUUGUGUAAUGCAACACACACACCUAGCAUGCAAAAAUUGUUUAUCUUUUUCAAGAAAAUCCACCUUGAUUAAGCUCGGAUUCCACAUAACCGCAAUUCUACCUCCAUUAAUCAAGUCAAAAUUAUUUUCAAAAGUCCAACCCGGCCACUUAUUUGAAAUAUAGUUAUUUAAUGUGGCCAAAGUCAUUUUAGUUUCCAAAAAGCAUACAAAACAAAUAUUAUUUGAUUUGAUAUGAGAUGCAAUUAAAUUAUGUUUAGAGGCCUUAUUUAGGCCUCUAACAUUCCAUACCAAACAUUUUGUCAUCAAGUGAGAUAAAGGUCCGUGGUGGGGCCUCCACCCACGGUUGCACUCUUCCUUGCACUCCUUCUUUCUCUCCUCAAUAGCUCCUUGAAGUAGUUGACAUUGUUUUUGCUUCAAGGAUCAAAGAAGGAGAAAACAUUAGCAAUAAAAGUGUUAGAGUCGAAGUCAUACCAAGUGGAGUUGCGUUUCACCCCCGGGAGCUUAAUUAUGUCACGGUGCGUGAAAUAGAUCCCUGGAGCAUCUUCACUUGUAACCGGUUUGAGAUCAGCCCCAACUUUUAUAAGUGUAUCCCCAUCCGAUAACUCAUCAAGGUCGAUUAUAGUAGCAAGCAUUCUUUUCUUUUCAUCCACAAACACCCCGGUAACAAUGUCUUUGGAGCCCAUUUCAUACACGUUCCUAAUAACAAAGCCCCUCGGCAUCUUUUCCAAAGCCUCCUUGCCAUUUUCGUCUUUAGUGAUAACCAUAAGAUCAUGAUUUUCUUUUGAGUACUUGACUGUAGGGCUCGGCUUUAUAGCUAAAGUAGGAGAGAGUAGACUCUUUGGAAUAGAAAUUCCAUUGUUAGUCACCAAUGGCUUAGGUGGCGGCACCUUGGCAUAAGACGUUGAAGCAACAUCUUUCACCUCUUGUGGUUUCCCCUUUGUUUUCCUUUUGUUUCGAACAACCUCUUGAAAUGGUGGGUCAACUUCAUUUGCUACGCCCUUCCCCUUAUCAAUCAUGGCCGCAUUCCCUUUUUGUUGUCCCGCGGCCUUUGUUCCAUUAGCCUUAGGAGCCGGAACUAAGUGAGGAUUGAGCACUUUGCAAUCAAAAGGGUGGUGGCCAUACAUCUUGCAAUGGUAGCAAUACUCCGGGUGCGUUUCAUAUAGGACUCGUUGGACAUACUCCUUGCCCGAUGGAGGAAUGAUAGGAAAAUCAAGGACCGGGGGCUUGGAUACAUCCACUUCAAUGAGUACACAGGCGUAUUUGGUAAAAGUCUUUUCUUGGGUAACCUUAUCCGUGGUGAUAGGCACCCCAAUUUGGGAAGCAAUUUUCCCAAUCUCCAUAGCACGCCAUAGCCUCAAGUGUAGAUUUGGAAACUUUACCCAAAUAGGAUCAUCGGAUAAUGUUUUAAGGAACAUUGUUUUCCCAAAUAGAACAUAUGGGCCUUCGGUGAGUACCUUAACCCGGUCCUCAUCACAUUUGAAUUUGAAGAUAACCCAACCUUUGCUAUGGGUUUUGACAUCAACUUGGACACCCCAUUUUUUAGUCAUGCCAAAAAUAGAUUUUAGGCCCGGAAACCUACCAGAAAAAUGGCCAACCAAACAGUAGCCCCAUAUCUCAAUAAGGGUUGGCACUUCAAGAUGAGAAAAGUCAAGUUUUUCCCCGGUAGGAGGAAAAUAUUCAAGCUUGAUUCCAUUGGAAGGUGCCCGGUUGUCCCUAAAUAAAGAGACAUAGGUCAUAGGUUCCUCCUCAAAAUCUUUAUAAAGUGACUCAGUGUCAUGGGACCCAAGGGAAAUGGAGCCCUCAAGAUCAUCAUUGUUAUGGGGGCUGUUUUCAUCCGAAGUUUCAACGAUAGGUGCAUCCGGGUCUUCCACAGUUUUGCAAACCAAUGAUAGUUCAGCUGAUGUCGUGGCAUUCGAAGAGUUGGAGUCCAUCCCUAGUAGCUUCUCAGCGAAGGACACCUGUGAUGUCGCGGCUUUAGGAGAUGCCGCGGCUUUAGUAGAUACCGCGGCAUAGAUGCCACGGCAUAGAUGCCAUGCCCAGUAGCACCCUCCGGUGUCACACUCUUGGACAAAGUCCCAACCAAGUUUCCAUCACUCCCCAUAGAGGCUACAUCACUUGAUGACCCAGAAUGCCCCUGCACCUUAGCAAAAGCCCCAGAAGAGUUAGCAAAAAUAGGAUCCAUAGAAGGGGAUAACUCCUUCAUUGGAUUAGCCUUUUUCAACUUGCCCUCCUCCAUAGCAGCUUUCUUGGCCAGUAGGUCCUUGACCUUGUCUUCAAAUUGCUUAUCCUUAGCCGAUGGGGUUCGCAAUUGUUUGUUUUUCCUUGUCAUGGCCGAAGCUUAACAAGGAGUCAACAAUCAAAAAUGUGCAAAACAGACCCAAUAAAGUUUUGGAGAAGCCCCUCAACUUAUGUAACACCCUGCCAUGGUUAGUUUUCACAAGAAACACACAACAAAGCCAGGAAAAUUCUCUAAUCAGUUUUGGAUUCGCAGGGUUACUGUAGCACCUAACCGUUGGGGAAGAUGAACAUUAACACUUGAAAUCAAAACUAAACAGAAAAAUUUCAAAAUUUCACAGAAUGUUCUUCACAACACGGCGAAGCUAAUGGUGUAACAAUAUCCCACAAAACGUAAGCAAAAACUACCCAAUAAAUUCGAAAAACCAAAGUACCUGCGCACAAAUACUGUAGACUUCGAAAAUAAGGGAAGAAUUGAAAAGCUUACUCAAAUUCCGUGGAAGAGGUACGAAUAGCUUCGCCUUGAGCAGAUGGUUGUAUCGGUAGCGUCAAAAUAGAGAUUGAACGACCAAAAACGGAGAAAAACCGAAGUCAACGGCCUCCUGUGAACAGUACACCGCCGCAACGGCUUUCUUCAAACUCCGGUACGGGUUGGGAAUUAGGGUUCGAUUCCGGAGACGGGUGACGGAGAAUUAGGGUUCGAUUGAAUGACGCGAGUUGGGAAUUAGUGACGCGAGUUGGGAAUUCUCCGCCUUCUCUCUAAACUAUUUCACACCCCUGGGUCGGAAUUGUUUUGAACGCUCGUGUUCUUCGCUCCUGGGACCAAAUCGUUCGUUUAAUCCUGGAUUUCCUUCUUGUUCCUGGCUCGGAAUCUUAAGGGCUUUAUCAUCUAUCAUUUGGUUUUGAAAAAUCUUGGAUUUUUAGCCGGUUACGAACUUCUUGGAAGUUCCAGAGUUUUCGG
Molecule: messenger RNA, 25824 nt
Organism: Cuscuta europaea
Lineage: Eukaryota; Viridiplantae; Streptophyta; Magnoliopsida; Solanales; Convolvulaceae
Source: the annotation of a GenBank genome assembly